AUGGAUGCCCCGCGGCCACAGAUGAAGCGACAUAGAGGCUUCAGUCAGGGACUUUACGGGAGUAUUCAUCUCAUAGUGGGGGGCGUAGCAUGCAACGAGUACUCCAUACACACAUAUGCUUUCCACUUCUAUUACCACCUCGCACUGUUCAACAUGUGCCAAGGUAGCAGAAUGCCUUAUCCUGUUGUGGUGGGAGACCGGCUUCAAAGGCAGCCAAUAACAAGGGUUGCAAUAGUCACUGGUCUGGAAAGCCAAAGGAGCAAGCAGUGCACAUUGGCUCCGUCGUAG
This is a messenger RNA of Trichoderma asperellum CBS 433.97, 288 nucleotides long. Lineage: Eukaryota; Fungi; Ascomycota; Sordariomycetes; Hypocreales; Hypocreaceae. The record is from RefSeq and is a predicted model, not a curated record.